AUGGCACCUCGUGGUCAUAAUUCUCUCAACGCUAUUACUCGGAAGUUCAUCGAAUGUAUAGCUCGUGGCGAUGUGGUGAAUCUGAACGAAGCAGCAACAACCCUCCACGUCUCCAAGCGCCGACUCUACGAUGUCGUCAAUGUUCUCGAAGGUAUAGGAAUUUUAGAGAAAUGUGGUAUGAAUCAGGUACGGUGGAGGGACGAGCUCAGAGAUAGAAAUCUCUCGUCAGAGCUGCACUCCCAAUGUGCGAUGUUACAACAAAUGGAAACUGACAUCGACACAAGAGUCUGUAGGUUGGAAUCGGCGCUGAAACGUACUGUAGUGGACAUCAUGAACAGUCAGUACGCUUAUGUACGUCUUCAAGAUUUGCGAACAUUCCACAAGUUCACGGAUAAGACCCUGAUAGUUGUGAAGAGUUCUGCUGUACGAGACAUCAAGACUUGUGUCAGCCAACCAAAGAACUCUACGCAGAGCCAAGUGAAGUUCGAGACCAGUGGGAAUGGAACACUUCAAGGUUUCUUGUCACCUGCUGGUUCAUAUGUGCACUCAGACUUCGAACAGCAUUUGUUUGAAUGUGAAUGUUCAAACUCGUUCAAUGAUAGGUACUUUGCGACUACUGUAUCCUGA
Messenger RNA from Cooperia oncophora, 627 nucleotides. The record is from the annotation of a GenBank genome assembly. NCBI's taxonomy places the organism in Eukaryota, Metazoa, Nematoda, Chromadorea, Rhabditida, Trichostrongylidae.